AUGGUUGUAUUUAUGUUCAGCAGUAGCAAAAUGUGUCAGAUCAGUGAUUGGAAGACAAAUUGGAUCAUUCAUGAUGAUGACGAUGAUGAUGAUGUUGAUGUUGAUAAUGAAUCGGAUGAUGAUGAUGAUGAUGACUCGGAUGAUGAUGAUGAUGACUCGGAUGAUGAUGAUGAUGAUGAUGAUGAUGAUGAUGAUGAUGAUGAUGAUGAUGACUCGGAUGAUGAUGAUGAUGAUGAUGAUAUUCAGAAAUACGGGCUCUCUCCGAAGUUCCCAUCAGAGGGCUCCUCAGACGUGCGUGUCUGCACUGCAUCUACAUUGUAUAACACUGUUUCCAUCGUCAGAUAUCUUCCAUUUGUCAGAUUUAUAGGUCCGAACGCGUCUUUGACGAAUCCCGGUAGUAAAACAAAAUUUUGA
Echinostoma caproni is the source of this 414-nucleotide messenger RNA. The record is from the annotation of a GenBank genome assembly. Lineage: Eukaryota; Metazoa; Platyhelminthes; Trematoda; Plagiorchiida; Echinostomatidae.